GCAUAUUUAUAAAUAAAAAAGGACUCGAUAAUUUUCUAGUCAUGAUUUGAUACCAUAUUUAAGUAAUGACUAUAAGAACUAUAAUAGCAGUUAGCGUGCUGGUUAAAUGAAGUGUGAGGAGUGAAAAUGGUUUGUGACGGCGUUGUGUGUGUUCCUAAUGAACAAAGCAGAGAGCGCGCCAAUAGAAUUGUGGCGGGCGUCUUGUGUUUCGAACGGAGGCAGAGAAGACGGUCCAAUAGUCAACAGGUGACGUAAAACGUUCUAUCGAAUAGCAGACGAGCGCGUUCGAGAUGCCCAAUCAGCGCAGGGUGGCGUUAUGGCUUAAAAAGGCCGCGUUCGUGCGCGCCGUUUAUCCUGUUUUUCUAUCCGUGAAGCGCAGAGCUCGACACUAUGGCAAGAACCAAGCAGACCGCCCGUAAGUCCACCGGUGGCAAGGCGCCAAGGAAGCAGCUCGCCACUAAGGCUGCCCGCAAGAGUGCGCCGGCUACCGGCGGCGUGAAGAAGCCUCACCGUUACAGGCCCGGCACCGUGGCUCUGAGGGAGAUCCGCCGUUAUCAGAAGUCUACUGAGCUGCUCAUCCGCAAGCUGCCCUUCCAGCGCCUGGUGAGAGAAAUCGCUCAGGACUUCAAGACCGACUUGCGUUUCCAGAGCUCGGCCGUCAUGGCCCUGCAGGAGGCGAGCGAGGCAUACCUGGUCGGUCUGUUCGAGGACACCAAUCUGUGCGCUAUCCACGCCAAGAGAGUGACCAUCAUGCCCAAGGAUAUUCAGCUGGCCCGCCGUAUUCGCGGAGAACGCGCUUAAACCACAACUCCGUCUAAUAUACACAAAGGCUCUUUUAAGAGCCACUUCCUCGUCUCACAAAACAGCAAAUUUUCUUUCUUGGGCAGUUUAAGUAUUAGAACGUGGUACAG
Messenger RNA from Ictalurus punctatus (channel catfish), 911 nucleotides. Its product is annotated as histone H3. The transcript has a single exon. NCBI's taxonomy places the organism in Eukaryota, Metazoa, Chordata, Actinopteri, Siluriformes, Ictaluridae. The record is from RefSeq and is a predicted model, not a curated record. Gene Ontology annotation, cellular component: nucleosome. Gene Ontology annotation, molecular function: protein heterodimerization activity; structural constituent of chromatin; DNA binding. Bases 391 to 801 code for a protein of 136 amino acids.